Salvelinus fontinalis (brook trout) is the source of this 5290-nucleotide messenger RNA. RefSeq names its product hippocampus abundant transcript 1 protein-like. The coding region runs from base 170 to 1627 and encodes 485 amino acids. Gene Ontology annotation, molecular function: transmembrane transporter activity. Gene Ontology annotation, biological process: transmembrane transport. Lineage: Eukaryota; Metazoa; Chordata; Actinopteri; Salmoniformes; Salmonidae. Gene Ontology annotation, cellular component: membrane. The record is from RefSeq and is a predicted model, not a curated record. The transcript is spliced from 12 exons.
CGUCAUGACGUAAAAUCCGAAUCUGACAGAAAAACUCACAACAGUUUACUCAGGCCGGGUAAUAGUCAUAGUUAGUCAUAAUCAUCAAGACAACCUGGAAGAGACGGAUGUAUCUAAGAAUAUUACACAGCAUGGACUUUAUGUAAAUAUCGUUACAGCAAGAUGUGAAAUGACCCAGGAGAAAAUACCGACUGAGACCAACGACAUCAUGUUGGUCCGAAACAUGAGAGAUGGGACCCCUCACACCACCGGCCGUGCCAAGGUGUCCCAUGCAGUUGUGGUCAUCUUUCUAGAGUUCUUUGCUUGGGGGCUGCUUACAACACCAAUGCUGACUGUUCUUCAUGAAACGUUCCCACAGCACACAUUUCUCAUGAAUGGUCUGAUUCAAGGUGUUAAGGGGUUGCUGUCUUUCCUGAGUGCCCCUCUGAUAGGUGCCUUAUCAGAUGUUUGGGGCAGGAAGUCCUUCCUGCUGGUUACAGUGUUCUUCACCUGUGCCCCAAUCCCCCUAAUGAGGAUAAGCCCAUGGUGGUAUUUUGCCAUGAUAUCAGUCUCGGGCGUCUUCGCUGUGACUUUCUCUGUAAUAUUUGCAUAUGUUGCAGACAUCACUGAAGAACAUGAAAGAAGCACAGCAUAUGGACUGGUGUCAGCAACGUUUGCCGCCAGUUUGGUCACGAGUCCCGCCAUCGGUGCCUACCUUUCUGCAAAUUACGGCGACAGUUUGGUGGUGCUAGUGGCCACUAUCAUCGCAGUGGUGGAUAUCGCCUUUGUUCUUUUGGUCGUGCCAGAAUCUCUCCCAGACAAAAUGAGACUGACGUCCUGGGGGUCGCCUAUCUCUUGGGAGCAAGCUGACCCCUUUGCUUCUCUUAGGCGAGUGGGAAAGGACCCGACAGUGCUGCUUAUAUGUGUCACAGUGUUCCUGUCCUACUUGCCAGAGGCAGGCCAAUACUCCAGUUUCUUCCUCUACCUGCGACAGGUUAUUGAAUUCUCACCUGCAGCAAUUGCUGCUUUUAUAGCAAUGGUCGGGAUCCUCUCUAUUAUCGCUCAGACAUUGCUCUUAACCUAUUUUAUGAGAACUAUCGGGAAUAAAAACACAGUGUUACUUGGACUGGGGUUUCAGCUGUUCCAGCUAGCCUGGUAUGGCUUUGGAUCAGAACCAUGGAUGAUGUGGGCUGCGGGUACAGUCGCAGCCAUGUCCAGUAUCACCUUCCCUGCAGUCAGUGCUUUGGUGUCCCGGAUAGCAGCCUCUGAUCAGCAAGGAUGUGUCCAGGGAAUGAUUACGGGUAUCAGAGGCCUAUGCAAUGGGCUGGGUCCAGCUCUGUACGGCUUCAUAUUCUUCCUGUUCAACGUGGAGCUGAACGAGCUUGACCCUAUGACAGGAAGAAACAAAAGCACACCUCAGGAACCCAGCGAGAAACCGACCAUUCCCGGUCCGCCCUUCCUGUUCGGAGCCUGUUUAGUGUUGCUGGCUCUCCUUGUGGCCAUCUUCAUCCCUGACCACAGAAGUAUGGCAGUGAAGACCUACACGAACACGCGCAAAAUCAGCACCAGCAACAACCUCCAGAGUUUAAACCCCCUGCCUGCCAGUGAAGAGGACAUAGAGCCUCUCCUGCAGGACAGCAGCAUGUGAUUGUCUGAAAGGGACUCCAACAUGAGCCCCCCUAAUGGCCCCCAAACUACAACCUCAACCAGCAGCAGCUGACAUGGAGCCAUUCAGGGUAUAUCCUUCAACCACAUUGAACACACCGUUCUGUUUCUACGAUUAGGGAACGGUCUUUUGUCCAACGAGAUGGUUUUAUCGUUUACUGUGAUUUUGCAUUGCGACAAGGACAGAAACAAUGCUGAGUUGAAGAGAUGACCGUAAGCUCUGCUGGUUUCUCAUGCUUAAAGAACCCCCCUCCUAUUAAUGGGUUUAAAAGGCCAAUCAAUGCCCACUCCAGCUUUAUGUUAAUAAAAUAUUGACCUGUAUCUCAUCAAAGUUACUGUGCAAUCUAGAUUGUAAACGGAUUGGUGUAUAGUUAGGUAAAUACACUACAUGACAAAGUAUGUGGACAUCUGCUCUUAGACCAUCUCAUUCCAAAAUCAUGGGCAUUAAUAUGGAGUUGGUCCCCCCCUUUGCUGCUAUAACAACCUCCACUCUUCUGGGAAGGCUUUCUACUAGAUGUUGGAACAUUGCUGUGGGGACUUGCUUCCAUUCAGCCACAAGAGCAUUAGUGAGGUAGGGCACUGAUGCAUACCAAAGGUGUCAAAUCAAAUUGUAUUUGUCACAUACACGUAUUUGCGGGUGUAGCGAAAUGCUUGUGUUUCUAGCUCCAACCUACCAGGUGUUCGAUGGGGCUGAGGUCAGGGCUCUGUGCAGGCCAGUCAAGUUCUUCCACACCGAUCUCGACAAACCAUUUCUGUAUGGACCUCACUUUGUGCACGGGGGCGUUGUCAUGUUGAGUUGUUGUUGCUCCAAGACGUUUCCACUUCCCAAUAACAGCACUUACAGUUGACCGGGGCAGCUCUAGCAGGGCAGAAAUUUGACAAACUGAUUUGUUAGAAAGGCGGUAUCCUAUGACUGCCAUGUUGAAAGUCACUGAGCUCUUCAGUAAGGACAUUCUACAGCCAAUGUUUGUCUAUGGAGAUUGCAAUGCUGUGUGCUUGAUUUUAUACACCUAUCAGCAACGGGGGUGGCUGAAAUAGUCGAAUCCACUAAUUUGAAGGGGUGUCCACGUGCUUUUGUGUAUAUAUAGUGUAUGUACCUUAAAGGUGAUGCAAUUUAUUAUAAAUGCUGUGCCAUAUAUUAUUUUUAUUUUUGCCUUUUUGUCAUGCAUUGUUGAAUCAGCCGAGUGAGACUUGACUUGGACUUGAAUGUUACAGAAAUAGUUGCUGAAAGAGUUGAACAUGACAUUCCAAAUAUGCCUAUCCACCCUACAAAUCCCAACCUGAGUAUAUUGUCAGCUACCUCAAAUGUUUACCUCUUCAUAAAAUGUAAAUUUAAGACAAAUCUAGGCCCCCUGAUUUGGUAUAGCUUCUCAUAACCUUUAAAAACGAAAUCAUCACUUUUACAGCAACUGUUACUUUUUACAUCUGAGUGUUAGUUCUUGUGUUGCAUAAAGGUCUGGUGGGAUUGUGGCUACCAGUGAAGUAUUAAUGGAUUAACUUGAGACCCACAGUACAGUUGUACUCCUCAGUUUUUAACUUGAGACUUUAACAUUUUAACUGCCAAUCCUGAAUUGAAAUUAAAACUGUGAUAAUGGCAUAUUGUGGUACUUUAAAAAAUGUAAUUUCAGAGUACAGUUGUUUGGCCUCAUAACUAUUGCAACUAGUUGGAAAGUGCUUUUUUUUGUGGUAUGGUACAGGUAACUCAAAAUAAAGGAUACACUUGAGUAAAUGAGGGUUCUGGCCGCUCUGUUAUGGUGCAUUUUCCUGGCAUGGUUUAGUUCCACUCAACCCCUUUAGAGGACAAGGUAAACACCAAUGAAUACACAGCCAUUGAGUGAUCACCAACUUAUGGUUAAUCCUUUCUGUCCUGAUGGAAGUGGUCUCUUCCAGGAUGACAAUGCCCCCAUCCACAGGGCACGAAUGGUCACUGAAUUGUUUGCUGAGCAUGAAAAACGAUUUAAACCGUAUACCAUGGCCGUCUGUUACCAGAUCUCAACCCAAUUGAACACUUAUGGGAGAUUCUGGAGCGGCGCGUGAGACCACGCUUUCCACCACCAACAAAGCACCAAAUGAUGGAUUUUCUCGUUGAAGAAUGGUGUCGCAUAUAGUGCCAGACAGUUGUAGAAUCUAUUGUAUGCCAAGGUGCACUGAAGCUGUUCUGGUGGCUCGUGGUGACCCAAUGCCCUAUUAAGACACUUUGUGGGUGUUUCCUGUAUUUUAGAGGUUGCCUGUAUCUAUUAUGACCCAAGACUGAAUUGAGACCAAGAUGUUGCUCUGUCAGAUCUUAAGAUUUUUUAAAAUGUUGCUUUCUCAAAGAGAGUUGGUGUAAAAAAACACAAUACAACCUAUAUUUUUGCAUACAAUCAUAACUAACCUGUAAAAGUGGAAUUUAGUGUUACAUUUUCCAUUUUGUGUACUGUAUUCAUUUUGCCAGCAGGUUUGAAUCUAACUUAUGACAUAUCUCUACAAACAUGUUGAUGAAACAGUAUGAAUCUGUUCAAUAACUUACGUAAGACCCAAGUCUUUUGGACUUUCGUAAUGUAGCACUUUGUAUAUUUUAAGAACAAGGUCAAUAUAUUUAGCCAUUGUUAUAGCUAAAGAAAACUAUUCAAUUAUGCAGUUAAAAUAUACUUAUUUCUACAUGAACAAGUAAUUUACUCAACUCUUGCAGUGUAAAUUAUGCAUUCAUUUGCUGAGUACUGCACCUUAAUUUCAGUGAAUGUGUGCCUAAAAAUAUAUAUACAUGUUAAUAUACUGAACAAAUAUAUAAGCGCAACUUGCAACAAUUUCAAAGAUUUUACUGAGUUACAGUUCAUGUAAGGAAAUUAGUCUGUAAGUCGCUCUGAAUAAGAGCGUCUGCUAAAUGACUUAAAUGUAAAUGAAGUCAAUUGAAAUGAAUUCAUUCAGCCCUAAUCUAUGGAUUUCAUAUGACUGAGCAGCGGUGCAGCCAUGGAUGGGCCUUGGAGGGGAUAGGCCCAUCCAAUAGGGAACUAGGCCCAGGCAAUCAGAAUGACUUUUUCUCCACAGAAUGGUUUUUAUUACAGACUGUAAUAUUUCUAACCCCCUACAGUUUUGAGGCCGGUUGGACGCACUGCCAAAUUCUCUAAAAUGACGUUGGAGGCAGCUUAUGGUAGAGAAAGUGACAUUCAAUUAUCUGGCAACAGCUCUGGUGGACAUUCCUGCAGUCAGCAUGCUCCCAACAAACUUGAGACAUCUGUGACAUUGUGUUGUGUGACAAAACUGCACAUUAUAAAGUGGCCUUUUAUUGUCCCCACCACAAGUUGCACCUGUGUAAUGAUCAUGCUGUUUAAUCAGCUUCUUUAUAUGCCACACCUGUCAGGUGGAUGGAUUAUCUUGGUAAAGGAGAAAUGCUCACUAAUAGGGAUGUAAACAAAUUUGUACACAAAAUUUGAGAGAAAUACACUGUGGGUAUGGAACAUUUCUGGGAUUUUUUAUUUCAACUCAUGAAACAUGGGACCAACACUUUACAUGUUGCGUUUAAUAUUUUUGCUCAAUGUAUUUUGACGUCUUUUUAAAAAUGAUUUGAAUUAUUUCUUCAUGGGUUGUGCAUUUGUAAUCGCUUUGUUUGAUAUUAAAUCAUAAUUCUGGAUAAUAUCUACAAUAAUAAAGAAAUGUAUAGCAAUUG